AAAUCAUUUUUAUCAGUCAUUCUGUAGGUGGUGUUUACUGGUGAUUGUAACUCAGGCUUAGAAAUUUUCAAGAUUUUAAAUUGAAUUCCGUGAAAAAAAACGGAAUGGAACCUGUAAAAUUCAACUAUUCUGGCCUUAUGUGUCCAGUCUUCAGUGCAUUCGCUAACGAUAGCAAACGAACAAUUCGAUUCGACGUCAUUGAUAAAUAUGCUGCCUGGUUGAAGCAGAAAGGAGUGAAUGGAGUUUUGGUGAAUGGUACAACGGGCGAGGGAGUUUGUCAGCGUAUCGACGAAAGAAUGCGAUCUUUGGAGGAAUGGUUGAAAGCGUGUCGGAAAUAUGAUCUGAAAUGUAUGGUACACAUUGGUGGUACGGCCGUAGCAAAUGUCUAUGAUUUGGCCGAACAUGCCGAACAGAGUGGUGUGGAUGCGGUUUUGUGUUUGCCGGAACUAUUUUUUAAACCGCAAUGUGAAGAGGAUCUGGUCGAUUAUCUAAAAAAGGUUGCUGAACACUGUCCGACUCGUCCGCUGUUCUAUUAUCAUUUUCCUGCAUUCAGUAAAGUAAACUUGUGGAUGCCAAGAGUAUGCGAUUUAGCCGAAAAAGAAAUCCCAACUUUCGGAGGCAUUAAAUUCAGUAACAGCGAUCUGAACGAAGGUACAGCGUGUCUGAAAGCCGGUCGAAAAGUGUUUCUUGGAUCGAACACAGUCUUUUGCGGUGCGUUAGCAUUGGGAUUCGAUUCAGCUAUAUUGGUGUCGUUGAAUGUAUUCCCCGAAUUGGGGCAGGCGGUGUACGCAGCGGUGCAAGAAAAUCGUUGGAAAGAUGCACAAGCCGCUCAGGAAGAGUUAACAAGACGGUUCAAUGCAUGUGGAACGGCAUUGAAGACCGAAUUCAAUCGUGUCAACAGUGAGUUUGAUUGUGGACCGUCACGGAAACCAUUGUUGAACUUGAACAAGAAUUAAAUAAUUUGUGCCAGUUGU
Messenger RNA from Bradysia coprophila, 974 nucleotides. RefSeq names its product N-acetylneuraminate lyase-like. The record is from RefSeq and is a predicted model, not a curated record. NCBI's taxonomy places the organism in Eukaryota, Metazoa, Arthropoda, Insecta, Diptera, Sciaridae. Gene Ontology annotation, molecular function: lyase activity.